Molecule: messenger RNA, 1863 nt
Organism: Metarhizium brunneum ARSEF 3297
Lineage: Eukaryota; Fungi; Ascomycota; Sordariomycetes; Hypocreales; Clavicipitaceae
Gene: SAS10
Product: Something about silencing protein 10
Biological process (GO): maturation of SSU-rRNA from tricistronic rRNA transcript (SSU-rRNA, 5.8S rRNA, LSU-rRNA)
Cellular component (GO): small-subunit processome; nucleolus
Source: RefSeq, a predicted model, not a curated record
AUGGCAAAGAAAAGAAAGGCUGGUAGCCGCAAUGCCGGCCCGAAAGGCCCAAAGGAACUCGAUCCCAGUGAGGCUAGACUUGGCCCCAUCACCACUUACCAAGAUGUCGCCGAUUCGGAAGACGAAUACUUUCUCAACAAAGACACAAUAAUGCUGGAUGACGAGCCGAAUUCAAAACGCAGGAGACAAGAGGAUGAAGAUAUGGAAUUUUCAGACGAAGAGAUCCUUGGCUACGAGGACUCCGACUCUGAUGAGCAGGAUGACAAGCCCGAUGCAAAGCCCCAGACAAAGUCAAAGAAAUCUACAACGAAGCAGGAUGAUGCCCAGGGUGAUCUCGAAGAUGGCGGUGAAGAAGACGACGAAGGGGACUCUGGCUGGUGGGGAUCUUCAAAACAGGAGUACUAUGACGCUGAUAACAUUGAGACCGAGGCCGAUGCAUUAGAGGAAGAAGCCGAAGCCAAGCGAUUGCAGCAAAAGAAACUCUCCAAAAUGAGGGAGGAAGAUUUCGUGUUCGACGGCGACGAAUGGCUAACCGGAGAGCCUGAACUCGAGGAAGGCGAAGGGAAGGUUGUUGAGGUUCUCAAGGAUAUCGAAGUCACCCCGGAAAUGAGCAUAGAGGAGCGAUCGCGGCUCUUGUCAACAAGAUACCCUGAGUUCGAGCACUUGGCAAGUGAGCUGGAGGAGCUGCACCCCGUAUACCUCGGUCUCAAGGAAGAUGCUGCCAAUCAACCAGACACAUCAAUCGCGGCCAUCAAGUACUGUGUGUUGGGGUGCUAUGUUGCCACCCUGGCCAGCUAUUUUGCCAUUCUUACAUCACCUGCACGAGACGCUGGAAAACUGCAAAAGCCCUUGUCAGCAACUGACUUACGGGACCACGAAGUCAUGGAGGCAUUGCUCAGUUGCCGCGAGGCCUGGGAUCGAGUAAAGAACCUGACGGCAGCGAGCAACCCCGAUGAGACGUCCUUGUCACUAUCUGCGGACCUCGAUGGUCAAUAUGCAUUGAAUGAUGACCCGACCGCACUCGACACUACCAAGAAGAAGAAAUCCGUGAAGAAAGACAAGGUUUCAGUGGCCAAGGAAGCGAAGAAGCUCGAAAAGGCCAGAGCCAUUGAAAACACCGUUUCCGACCUUUACAGCUUACCGAUUGGCUCUGGAAAGUCAAAACGAAAGUCGAAGUCGUCUUCAGCUUCGAAGGAAGACAAUAACUCAGACUUUGGCGAAGAAGACACCCUGGACGCGCGAGCUGCCGCAGACAAGGCUGCCCGGAAAAAGAGUCUCAAAUUCUACACGUCACAAAUUACACAAAAGGCCAACAAGCGUGCCGGCGCCGGACGCGAUGCUGGAGGAGACAUGGACAUUCCGCAUCGCGAACGACUUCGAGACAGACAAGCCCGUCUCCUUGCAGAGGCGGAGAAGCGAGGCAAGCGAGAUUCCAAACAUGGUGCUGAUCUUGGCGAUGACAGCGAUGACGACGACAACACUGCUGCCAACGCUCUUCGGAAUGACGAGGACGAAUACUAUGACAUGGUGGCCAAUAAGUCAAAGAACAAGCGAGAAGAAAAGGCCGCUCGUUAUGCUGCCUAUGCUGCAGCAAGCAAGGCAGAUAGAGUGGUGGAGAAUGAAGAGGUGGGAGAGGAUGGCAAGAGGAAGAUCACAUAUGCCAUUGAGAAAAACAAGGGCUUGGCACCCAAGAGAAAUAAGGAUGUCCGAAACCCAAGAGUGAAGAGGAGAAAGCAGUACGAGGCCAAGCAGAAGAAGUUGAAGAGCAUGAAACCUGUUUGGAAGGGUGGUGAGCCCAAGGGCGGCUACCAAGGAGAAACAUCUGGUAUUAAUGUCGGUGUCGUCAAGAGCAUCAAAUUGUAG